Molecule: messenger RNA, 373 nt
Organism: Rangifer tarandus platyrhynchus (Svalbard reindeer)
Lineage: Eukaryota; Metazoa; Chordata; Mammalia; Artiodactyla; Cervidae
Source: the annotation of a GenBank genome assembly
UGUCGACCCGGCCUUCCCUCCAGGGUGCUCCAGUUCAUCCAGCCUCAGACCAGCGGUGAUCUGGGGUUCCAGGCGACGCUGGGGGCUGUGUCCUGCUGACCUCUCGAGCCCUUGCUGUGGCCCCCACUGGCCAGGCCCAGGCCUUUGGGAGGCAGUGACCCUCUCCCCGCCUCUGCCGCGUCCUGGCAGCACCGUCCACCUGGGGUGCCAUCUUCAGGACCUGCUCCCACACCCCCUACCACAUGGCCGGCCUGAGGAGCCUGAGGGCCAGUUGGGUUGGAUGUCCGGCUCCCUCAGCCGUCCGGCCGCCACCCCUCCUGCUCGGCCACCGCCUCCACCCCCGCCGCCAUGGCCAAUGACAGCGGAGGGCCCG